GUCGGCGGAGGAAGUCGGAAGUUGGUUUGUGUAUAUCACUGCGUGCUCCGUCUUAGGGAAAGCGUGGGUGAGCUCUGCAGGCAUGCCAUGGUGAGCGACAGGUAGCUGUCCCCAGAGGAGGAGUGACCGGCCAUGAAUGGAGUGACCUAUGAUGAUGUACAUAUUCACUUCUCUUGGGAAGAGUGGGCUUUGCUGGAUCCUUCCCAGAAGAGUCUCUACAAAUAUGUGAUGCGGGAGACCUACAGGAACCUCACUGCUAUAGGCUGCAGUUGGGAAGACUGUAAUAUUGGAGAAGGUUGUCAAAGUUCUAGAAGACAUGAAAGGCAUGAAAGAAGUCAUACUGGAGAGGAACACUAUGAAUGUAAUCAGUGUGGUAAAACCUUUGGAAGUCAUGGUCAUCUUGAAAUACAUAAAAGAACACACACUGGAGAGAAACCCUUUGAUUGUAAUCAGUGUGGCAAAGCCUUUGCACAACACAGUUAUCUCCAAAAACAUAAAAGAAUACAUACUGGAGAGAAACCUUACAAAUGUAAUCAAUGUAGCAAAGCCUUUGCACGUCAUAGUCAUCUUCAAAGGCAUAAAACAACACAUACUGGCGAGAAACCCCAUGAAUGUAAUCAAUGUGGCAAAGCCUUUUCCCGGCACAGUUAUCUCCAAAUACAUAAAAGAACACAUAUUGGAGAGAAACCUUACAAAUGUAAUCAAUGUGGUGAAGCCUUUGCAUGUUACAGUCAUCUUCAGAUGCAUAAAAUAACACAUACAGGAGAGAAUUAUGAGUGUAAUCAGUGUGGUAAAGCCUUUGCAUGUCAUAGUACUCUCAGGAUGCAUAAAAGAAUACAUACUGGGGAGAAACCUUACAAAUGCGAUCAAUGUAGUAAAGCCUUUGCUUGUCACACUCAUCUUCAAAUACAUAAAACAACACAUACUGGAGAGAAACCCCAUAAAUGUCAUCAAUGUGGUAAAGGCUUUUCCCGGCACAGUUAUCUCCAAAUACAUAAAAGAACACAUUCUGGAGAGAAACCCUACAAAUGUAAUGAAUGUGACAAAGCCUUUGCAUGUCAUGGUCAUCUUCAAAUGCAUAAAACAAUGCAUACUGGAGAAAAACCUUAUGAAUGUAAUCAGUGUGAUAAAGCCUUUGGACGUCACAAUCAUCUUCAAAGGCAUAAAAGAAUACAUACUGGAGAGAAGCCUUAUGAAUGCAAUCAAUGUGGUAAAACAUUUGCACAUCACAGUUAUCUCCAAAUACAUGAAAGAACACAUACUGGAGAGAAACCCUAUGAAUGUAAUCAAUGUGGUAAAGCCUUUGCAUGUCAGAGUAGUCUCAGAAUACAUAAAAGAAGACAUACUGGAGAGAAACCUUAUGAAUGUACUCAAUGUGAUAAAGCCUUUGCACAUCUUAGCAGUCUCCAGAGACAUAAAAGAACACAUACUGAGGAGAAACCAUACAAAUGUAAUAAAUAUGAUAAAGUCUUUGCAUAUAUCUACAGCCUUUGAAAUCACGAGAAAGAAUCAUCACAGAAAAACUAUAAAUGUAGUGAGUGUGGCAGUUUUGUACUUCAUGGUAGUCUGUACAAGAAUAAAACUUUUAGUGUUUAAUUGGUCUGUUAAAGACUUUGCAUAUCACAAUAAUCUUUGAGAAGCUGAAAGACCUUGUACUAAGGUACUCUGACUAUAAGGAUUUGUUAAGAUAUGUAGCCAGCACACUUACAUUCAAUUACAGAUUAUUUAUUGUGGAGAAAAAAAAUCUGACAAUUGUCAACAAUAUGUUCAAGCAUUAUGAUGUCUCUAUUUUGUUUGUACCUGCAAACUUAUGUGGACAAAAGCCCUGUGAACUUAAAUGAUAAGGUAACCCCUUUUAGAUUUCACACUUCAAUUAUGUGAAAUAACUCAU
Molecule: messenger RNA, 1891 nt
Organism: Peromyscus eremicus (cactus mouse)
Lineage: Eukaryota; Metazoa; Chordata; Mammalia; Rodentia; Cricetidae
Product: zinc finger protein 431-like
Exons: 4
Coding region: 133-1494 (453 amino acids)
Biological process (GO): regulation of DNA-templated transcription
Cellular component (GO): nucleus
Source: RefSeq, a predicted model, not a curated record